Messenger RNA from Puccinia graminis f. sp. tritici CRL 75-36-700-3, 4181 nucleotides. RefSeq lists its product as uncharacterized. The transcript is spliced from 7 exons. Lineage: Eukaryota; Fungi; Basidiomycota; Pucciniomycetes; Pucciniales; Pucciniaceae. Bases 42 to 3899 code for a protein of 1285 amino acids. The record is from RefSeq and is a predicted model, not a curated record.
AAAAAAAAAAAAAAGAAAAACCCAACCAAAAACCAAACAAGAUGGUCCAACAACAACAGCAACAGCAACAGCAUCUAUCACUUCAAGAUAACAGUAACAGAGCUGGUCCAUCUAAUAAUAUCACAACCCCCGACAAGAAACCAUCAAAACAUCAACUCAAACUGAUCCAACACCCACACCAACAAGAACCACUCAAACAUCAACUCUCAUGGCCGGGCCCAGGAACUCCUACUAUCGUACUAGAUCAAGUCUUACUCCCACUCAGUCCGACAGAGGACCCAUUGAUACUCAAGGUCUCACCUCGUCAUCCAAACCAGUACUAUUCUGCAAGUCCAUCAUAUCGACACCAAACAGCCAAUCAAUCUCAACCCCCACCACGUCGAUCAAUCAUCAUCCCAUCCACAGCUACUCGGACAUCCGAUUCUGAGAACCAACACAACCCAUUAUUAGACCUCUCCAGAACCACCGAGCAUCCACCACCACGAACGAGAAACCGCUCCAUCGUCAGCCCAGCCACACCCCCCAAGCCAAGAAUAUGGGACGAUGAUAAUGCAUUUCACGCGUUUCAGGUGGAACACUCCAAGUUAGGCGUCGAUCUCACGAUCUCCUGUGACGAAUCACCCGCAGAGACGACCGACAGGAGACAAAACAAAAACAAGGAACGAAAGAAACACAAGAUCUCAAUGGGCCAUGUCGAGAUCGUGAUGAGCGAACUAGACAAGGCCAGAUUCAAGGCUCAACAUAAUCACAAUCGGCUGCAAGUUAGAUACUCAACAGAUGGUCUGCGCAAUAUGGAGAUCGAGGAAUCACGACGAACUGGAUCACCAUCAUCAACCCCGAGUCAUCCGGAUGGAAACCUCUCUCAUCAAGACAGCCAAAGAUCAUCUCCUUCCACCGGUCCGCAUCAACUUAGCCCAGUUCACGAGCCGAAUCACCGAGAAAACGCGUCACUGAACUCUGGGUCUGUUAGUUCACUCGAGCACUCCAGGUCGAGAUCUAGAUCACCUGUCUUCCGGCAUCAAUCUCACCUAUCUAUAUCUAGCUCAUCAGGCAAGGAAGAAGCAAACUCAUCAUCAACAAACGAGAGAGAACAGCAGCCCAAUAGAUCAUCCUCUGAGGCUCAUGAGCAGGAAGAUACCUCACCUUACAUACCAGCUGAGAACCGCUUAUCCAGCUCACCAAGGAGUGAAGAAGCAAGUUUACCGGAAGUGAACGAGACAGAACACGAGCCAAGAGGAUCAUCCUACGAAGCUGCUGCGGAGCCAAAAGAUGCCUCGAAUUAUCGCCCAUCUGAGAGCCGACGCGAAACUCCCUCUCCUCUGCAUGACCGUCGCCCCUACGCCGAGAACGACACGCUCAAGCCGUCUUCUGCUAUGUCCAGAAACGCCCUUUCUGAUAUACCUUCUCGACGUCUCACUAGUCGCAAAAGCCCCGGUGGAUUCAUUCGCGAGUCAGAAGAAUACCAACCCGACGCGUCUCCUAUCAACCAAGACGCGUUUCAUAUCGAUCAAGAGACGUCUCACACCAGCCAGAAGGAGUCCCCAGUUUCAGAAAACACAAUGGGCCGUGUACAUGAACCAGAACUGGCGCGUGAUCGGAUGUCACCGGAGUCGCCAGUGCCUCAGGUAUCUGGAAUGCCCGAGCAAGUCGUCGGUUCCGAUAGCGAUCAAGAAGGGCGCUCUAAUGAUGAGAUUGCAUCGCGCUUAUGCUCGGUUGAAAGUGGACAUGAUAAUCUACCUGGUCAUCAACGUGACUAUAGUGAGGAAGAGGAGGAAGAAGAUAGGCAGGGGUCAACGACUGAAGAAGACUCUGCUCGGUCGCCUAGUCCGACCCAUCCAUCUUCCCCAGUCAUCGACAUCAUCGACGAAAACAGUCAGGCCAAUCCGAUCCCGAUUUCCUCAUCCGUCUCUCCCUCUGUUGAUCUGCCAUCCUGCUCCCCUCAAAGUCCACACCAUCAACACUCACUAAAAUCAGCAAGCCUUGCUCCUUCGGACCGUUCAGGUCUCCAAUUGGAUCAAAGUGAGAAAGAGGUCGACGAUCGUUCACAAGAUCCUGAAAGCUCACGCAGAGACUCGCAGCAUGAUGAGAGCCAUUCUUCCGGAGGUUCAGAUCGGCAGUCGGAGCAGAGUCCAGAUGAAGACCCAGGCCGAUCACCGUCUCCGGAAAUCCAGCAUUCAUCUCAACCAAAUGAAGGCAGCGCCUCAGAGUCUCCAGUUCGGGACUCCUCUGAGGUUCUGCAAGAAAGCCAAGAUGUCGAUCACUCGGUUAGUCUUGAUGACCUCACUCUGUUCAAAGCGCAGGGCAAUUUAAAACAUUUUACCUCGACCCCCCGUGGAGUCUUACACCAUCCUGUACCCUUUCCAGCCGUUACCAACCCGACAACCGGUCGAGCACCUUCGAGCACUCCCAGACCAUCGACCUACCCGAUUGUCGAAAUCGCCUCCUCAGAUCCCAAAGUGGCUGCUAGAGCAGCUGCGAUCCUCAAAGUCCACCACGGCUUCAUUCCCAGGGGCUGUAAAGUCGAGAAUACCGGUUUGAUGGGUGAUGGUGACUUAGAGAGAGAGAUGGAGUUGAGCAUUCAAAGGGAAGAAGCUGAUCGAUCGCUCCGUCUUCAAGCCUCAUCUACUACUGCUUCCUCCGCUCCUCAUAACCUAUUGAGAACUGUUCAAACCAAGAAAAUGUUUGAUCAAUGUCGCCCAGAGCCUUCGCAAGAUUCGUUUCACCACCUCUUCACUGAAAAUGAACGACAACGAACACCUGAAUUGAAUCAUCACUCACGAGCUGGACCGAGGUCGCCCAGCUCAGUCGCGAGUACAACCCGACAAGAUAGUUUGAGACGGAAAGCGCAUCAUAACCACUGUAAGAGUUUGAAGGAAGAGCUGCAACAGCUUGACUAUCGGCCCGAUUUCCACUCGUGGAGCCAAGCCGAUUGGAAGAUCCUCGAGUUCUGCUUCAAGAGAAUCGAGCGCAAACAGCCCGCUGGACCAUCUUCCCAACCUAACAUUCAGCCAGAAGAAGUCGUCUUGAAGAUGCUCGAGGCUCUAGACCUUGCACCAUCCGAUUGUCAAUCUGAAUGGGAGUGGACCAAGAUGAUUUAUCGAGUGAUUGCGCUACAGAAACGAAGAUCGGCUGAUCCUUCGAGACGAAGUCGAUGCUCUUCCGCGACGACGUCAAUAUCGCAACGGCGGCCGGCCGAGCGGCCGAGCAGUAGUCAUAUUAGUAGUCUCCACCAGACGCGUACCUCGGGAUUUGCGUCACAGGCACUCGGUGGUGGUCCCGCCAGGUCAAGUUCUGUUAGUGAAGAAGACGACGAGGAGGAGGUCCGACGGGAAGACGGACGGGAAGUAUACCCAUCGCUGGAGCCAGUCCGUCGGGCGUUUUCUCGGAGUCGGACUACAACACCUCUUCCUCGUCGGGCCCACGACAGACACGAGGAGGAAGUCCAGCACCAGGGCUCUCAAAGCAGUCCAGCCACGGCCCCCUCUGGACAACAAACAAGGAUCCCUAAAGCGCCACCGAUCUCCGACCGCUUUCGUCGCCAAUCCCUCCGAAACACUCUAGCUUAUUGGAAAGCUAGAGGCCCUCGACGAGUAGGUAAAGGGAAGAUCUGGACGAUCGUCGCCGCUUUCGAGGCUCGUUUCGACAAACUUCUUGCCUCCCUCUCCCCGCCCCCUAACAUCCUCCAUUACCUACGUCAAACCGAUACCGAAGUAUCUUCCCGACCUAAUAAACGUGCACUCAAUCACUCGGAUAACGUGAUCAACCCCUCUUCCUCCUCUACUACUACUACUUCAACUACUACCCUCUUUCAUCCCUCGUUUGCUAAUGACUUUUAUUCUGAACACCCUGCUCCUCCUCCUCAUAAGUCACAUUCUUGGAAAAAACAACGCAAAACUUGAUUAUCUUUUCGAUCUCCCCUUUCAUUCUUGUCCAUCAUUCAAUUUUUUUUUGUUAUGUCUCUUACUUCUCCAUCUGUUGUUUAUCUUUAGAUGUGCUUUUCCUAAUCCUCAUCAUUGAAAAAACAAAAAUCUUGAAACUUGAGGAUCUCCUUUUUUUGUCUCCUCAUCAAUUUGUUGUUCAUCUUUAGAAUAAGCCGAUCUUCGAAAAUUCCCCUUUUUUUUCUUUAUAUCAUUCCUUUGGUUAUUGAUUUAUCUAUACAUGUUUGUCCUGUAAACUUCUGC